Phytophthora nicotianae INRA-310 is the source of this 1849-nucleotide messenger RNA. Its product is annotated as TKL/DRK protein kinase. Lineage: Eukaryota; Oomycota; Peronosporomycetes; Peronosporales; Peronosporaceae. The coding region runs from base 191 to 1849 and encodes 552 amino acids. The record is from RefSeq and is a predicted model, not a curated record. Gene Ontology annotation, molecular function: protein kinase activity; ATP binding. The transcript has a single exon. Gene Ontology annotation, biological process: protein phosphorylation.
UCUGCGUCGACGCCACUUUAUUAAAGCAUUGGAAGGACCGUGUUCACAAGUCAAUUCUAUAGAACCCGCACGCGUGCUGCGUAGUGAGUGUCAUUUGCUACCAUGUGGACAACGAAAAUCUUCGCUCCCGAUAGCUCUCGCAAUGACAGCACCUGCGACGAAACACCCGAUGCGAUAGUUGUUUUCAUCGAUGAUAACUGCUCCAAGGCGAACUGUGCAGUGGCAAAUUACAGCAAGUACAAAUAUCAUGUCUCCAACACGUGUAACGUCACGGAUCCCAACAAACUCCGACGAGUACGUGGUGGUUCAGACAUACAACGAUUCAAGCUGCUCAACAUUAUCCCAAACUGCUGCAUAUUCUCUUGGAAAGUGCCUUGCCAUCAACAAUCGCAGAUCCAUUCAGUGCUUUCAAUCGCCGGCCGGCAACGUAACCGUCAAAUACUACAAUGCCACAGACUGCAGUGAGGGCAACAACUACCUUAAUGUACCGGCGUACACCAACUCGAGCGACAAUUGCGUCAAUAGCAGCUACAAGGCGUACAUAACUGUUGUCGAAAGUACAUCAACUGCGUCUCACAGCACGAGUGCCUCAGCUAGCAGCAAUGUGCCAAACCCAACGAGUACCCCAAUCGACUCAAGUGACUCAAGUGUCAGUGGAUCUCUCGAUACGCUAAGCAACGAAGCCUCCAGCUCUACUGGUCAGACUACUACCUCAACACUUGAGUCGGACAACCCGGGUAUCAGUACAGGAGCCAUUAUUGGCAUUGUCGUUGGUGUUCUCGUCGCUGUGCUGGUCGUCGCCUGGUUCGUGUGGUAUCGUCGACGAUUCACGAAGAACGGCGACUCCGACGCUGAUAAGCGUGAAGGUGCAUACGCCCAAGCUUCCUCACCAAAGUCGGAUCAAAAGAGCACUGAUACAGGUGUUACCGACUUCUCCAGCUCGAUCGGUCUCGGACCGCAGAGUCUUGCUGGGCUCUGGGACGACGAACUCAUUGCGACGUCUCGCAUUCCUCGUGAUAAGGUACUAGUGCAGCAACUAAUCAACCGCGGGGGCUACGGCGAAGUCUACUACGGACUGUACAACGGCCAGCGUGUGGCCCUGAAGACGCUUCUACCCGAGCUCCGCAAGAGUAUCAAACAUGUGAACCAGCUCCUGGAUGAAGUGAGGUUGUUGGCGAUGCUUGACCACCCUCGCGUCGUUCAUUUCGUCGGGAUCGCGUGGGAUUCCCUCUCAGAUCUCUGCAUAGUGUUAGAGUACAUGGAAGGUGGCGAUUUGCGGGCGUUGCUUGCGUCUUACGAGGCACAAGGCCAUGACGUUGGCUUCGAUCAUACCAAGGUGACCAUAGCACUCCACGUUGCGCACGCCCUCACCUAUCUCCACUCACUGGAUCCUCCAGUCCUCCACCGGGACCUGAAGUCCAAGAACGUCCUCCUCACCUCGGAUUUGCAAGCGAAGAUCACGGAUUUCGGGAUUUCUCGUGAGCGCGCUGACAAAACCAUGACUGCCGGGGUGGGAACGUCGUUGUGGAUGGCUCCUGAAGUCAUGAUGGGGGAGAGAUAUGACGAUAAGGCCGACAUGUUCUCGUUCGGUGUGAUGCUGUCUGAGCUGGACCUACACACGUUACCGUAUUCGCACGCGAAACACAACUUGAGUUCGUCGGGUCAUAAGAUGCCGGAUACGACUAUUCUACAGAGGGUAGCUUUGGGGAAGAUCCGCGUCGAGUUUUCCCCCGGGGCUCUCGAUUCGAUGGUGGCGUUGGCCAACUCAUGCGUCGCGCUUGACCCCAAGUAUCGCCCGACGGCUGCCGAAGCGCUAUACCAUUUGCAAACAGUUUUGCGAGAACUGUAA